Molecule: messenger RNA, 1998 nt
Organism: Thamnophis elegans (Western terrestrial garter snake)
Lineage: Eukaryota; Metazoa; Chordata; Lepidosauria; Squamata; Natricidae
Product: prelamin-A/C-like
Source: RefSeq, a predicted model, not a curated record
CGCAGCUACCGCAGUGGAGGCACCAACCUCGGGGAGAGCCUCCUGCCCCGCACCUACAUCCUGGGCAGCUCCACCCCACGCCAGCAGGAACGCCAAGAAGGAAGGAGACCUGCUCGCUGCCCAGGCCCGCCUGAAGGAUGUGGAGGCCCUGCUCAACUCCAAGGAGGCCGCGCUCAGCACCGCCUUGGGGGAGAAGCGCAACCUGGAGGCUGAAGUCCGCGACCUCAGAGGCCAGCUGGCCAAGGAACCAGGUGGAGGGAUCCUUGGCCGACAUCAAGAAGCAGCUUCAGGACGAAAUGCUGCGGAGGGUGGAUGCGGAGAACAGGCUGCAGACCCUGAAGGAGGAGCUGGACGUCCAGAAAAACAUCUAUAGCGAGGAGCUCCGUGAGAGCAAACGCCGCCACGAGACGCGCCUGGUGGAGAUCGACAACGGGCGCCAGCGGGAGUUCGAGAACAAGCUGGCCGAUGCGCUGCAGGACCUCCAUGGGCAGCACGAGGCCCAGGUCAGGCUCUACAAGGAGGAGCUGGAGAAGACCUAUGCAGCCAAGCUGGAAAACGCCAAGCAGUCGGCCGAGAGGAACAGCAGCCUGGCUGGGACGGCUCACGAGGAGCUUCAGCAGACGCGGAUUCGCAUCGACAGCCUCUCCGCCCAGCUCAGCCAGCUGCAGAAGCAGCUGGCAGCCAAGGAGGCGAAGCUGCGGGACCUGGAGGAUUCCCUGGCCCGGGAGCGGGAUACCAGCCGCCGUAUCCUGGCGGAGAAGGAGCGGGAGAUGGCCGAGAUGAGGGCCCGAAUGCAGCAGCAGCUGGACGAGUACCAGGAGCUGCUGGACAUCAAGCUGGCCCUGGACAUGGAGAUCAACGCCUACCGCAAACUCCUGGAGGGCGAGGAGGAGAGGUUGCGCCUCUCCCCCAGCCCCUCCUCCCAGAAGAGCGGCUCCCGCAUCCGGGUCUCUUCCUCUGGACAAAGCGCCACCAAGAAAAGGAAGCUGGAGGACGGCGAGAGCCGCACCAGCUUCUCCCAGCAUGCCCGCACCAGCGGCCGCGUGGCUGUGGAGGAGGUGGACCUGGAGGGCAAGUUUGUCCGGCUGAGGAACAAGUCCAGCGAGGACCAGUCGCUGGGAAAUUGGCAGAUCAAGCGCCAGAAUGGAGAAGACGCACCCAUUUGCUACAGGUUCCCCCCCAAGUUCACCUUGAAGGCCGGCCAGCUGGUCACGAUCUGGGCUGCGGGCGCAGGGGUGUCCCACAACCCCCCCACGGACAUGGUCUGGAAGAACCAAAGCUCCUGGGGGUCCGGCGACAGCUUACGCACAGCACUGCUGACCUCCAGCGGGGAGGAGGUGGCCAUGCGGAAGCUGGUGCGCACGGUUGUUGUCAAUGAUGACGAUGAUGAGGAUGAUGAGGAUGGCGCCCACGGCCACCACCACCACAGCCACUGCAGUGCCAGCGGAGAUCCGGGCGAGUACAACCUGCGUUCUCGCACAGUGUUGUGUGGCACAUGUGGGCAGCCGGCAGAGAAGUCAUCCGGGGGCACGAAUGUGGGCACCAGCACCAUGUCCACCGGCUCCUCCUCCUCCAGCUUGACCAUCACGCGCAGCUACCGCAGUGGAGGCACCAACCUCGGGGAGAGCCUCCUGCCCCGCUCCUACAUCCUGGGCAGCUCCACCCCACGCCAGCAGGACUAGAUCACCCAGGGCAUCCGUUUCAGCCUGCAGACUGGACGCUUGUAAAGACGCGGGGACCAACAACCUCCUUGGAUCAGCAGUGGAAGGGACCCUUUCAAGGGCUUCAGACCACCCAUACAGCCCUAAAAGUGGAAGGCCGGGCAUCUUGGAUUGAUCACUUCCAGAGUGAAGAAAUACCCACGAUCUGCCUGUCCGGAUUCCUGGACUGCGCAGCCUGUGACUUUCUCAGUAGCAGAACUGGGACUGAAGUUAUUGUUCUGGAACCAAAAGCCUCCGGAACCAUAGUUGUGUGAGAGAACUGCCAUCUCCCAUAGGU